This is a messenger RNA of Homarus americanus (American lobster), 806 nucleotides long. Its product is annotated as crustacyanin-C1 subunit-like. Gene Ontology annotation, molecular function: pigment binding. The transcript is spliced from 4 exons. NCBI's taxonomy places the organism in Eukaryota, Metazoa, Arthropoda, Malacostraca, Decapoda, Nephropidae. The coding region runs from base 20 to 613 and encodes 197 amino acids. The record is from RefSeq and is a predicted model, not a curated record.
CAUAGUCAAGCUUUACACCAUGAAUUCACUGAGCAUUCUGAUGGUCUUUGUGGCCUCCGUCGCCGCUGACAAAAUCCCAGACUUCGUGGUCCCCGGCAAGUGUGCUUCUGUUGACAGGAACAAGUUGUGGGCCGAACAGACACCCAACCGCAACAACUAUGCAGGUGUAUGGUAUCAGUUUGCUCUCACCAAUAAUCCGUAUCAACUGAUUGAAAAAUGUGUCCGCAACGAAUAUUCCUUUGAUGGAGAGCAGUUUGUGAUUACUUCGACUGGCAUUGCCUAUGAUGGUAAUCUGUUGAAGCGCAAUGGGAAACUGUAUCCCAAUCCCUUCGGUGAACCCCAUCUCUCCAUUGACUACGAGAACUCCUUCGCCGCCCCGUUGGUUAUCCUGGAGACAGACUACUCUAACUACGCCUGCCUAUACUCCUGCAUCGACUACAAUUUUGGAUAUCAUUCCGACUUUUCCUUCAUCUUUUCCCGCUCUGCCAACCUUGCUGACAAAUAUGUAAAGAAAUGUGAAGCUGCGUUCAAGAACAUCAAUGUUGACACGACUCGCUUCGUCAAGACCGUCCAGGGAUCCUCGUGUCCUUACGAUACUCAGAAGAAACUCUAGGUUGAUCACAUCACUAAAUAACAUUAUAAUGAUCAAGCAUGAGAAUGCUUCAUGUAAUCCUUGCGGAGACCACCAGCAACACAAAUUAAACUUAUUGUCUUUUAUACGAUAUUUUCUUGUAAAAAUACUAUUCUAUAUUUCAUCAAGCUGUAGUAAAUGUUGUACAGUUUAUAUUAAAUAUGUUCAUAAACAA